Messenger RNA from Cyclopterus lumpus (lumpfish), 2793 nucleotides. RefSeq names its product asteroid homolog 1b (gene aste1b). Bases 131 to 2341 code for a protein of 736 amino acids. The record is from RefSeq and is a predicted model, not a curated record. The transcript is spliced from 7 exons. Lineage: Eukaryota; Metazoa; Chordata; Actinopteri; Perciformes; Cyclopteridae. Gene Ontology annotation, molecular function: nuclease activity.
CACCUCCAGCUGGGCUAAAGUAUCCGGACUCUCCCAGAACCUAGCGGACGGGCUGCUGUCUUUUUUCCGAUGUGCGGAUGUUCCGGAGCUGGCGUGGCUUGUCCCGGGGAUGCCGAGAUCCUGAGAUUCUAUGGGUGUCCGCGGUCUGACCACCUUUGUGGAGGGGAACAGACACUUACUCCAAGAAGUGAAGUUCAGGGACAGUCGCCUGGUUAUUGAUGGCUGCAGUCUGUAUUUCCGCCUCUACUUUAACCAAAGCUUGGACCAGCAGCAUGGAGGGGACUAUGACGCUUUCGCUUGCAUGCUCACCAAGUUCUUGUCUGCGUUGGCGGCCUGUAACAUCCAGCCAUAUGUGGUACUGGAUGGAGGGAUUGACCCAAGUGACAAGAAGUUUUCCACUCUGCGUCAACGUCUGCAGUCCAAGAUAAAGGACGCAGACAGUCUCUCCCAAGGCCGCAAUGGCUCUGUUCUCCCCAUCCUCACAAGAGAUGUUUUCAUUCAGAUCCUCAUCCAGAGAGGAGUUCCACUGGUCCAGUGUCCAGCUGAGGCUGACUGGGAAAUUGCAUGUUUGGCUCGCCAGUGGAACUGCCCAGUUCUGACCAAUGACAGUGACUUUUAUAUCUUUGACCUGCCAGGUGGUUACCUGCCUCUCAGUUAUUUCCAGUGGACCAACGUUAACGGUAAAGCCUCUCACCACUACAUCUUGGCUCGUUGCUACACCACUGACGAGCUGUGUCGCUCGUUUGGCAGCAUAAACAAGGAGUUGCUCCCCUUAUGUGCCGUCCUGGCUGGUAAUGAUUAUGGCACUCCAAAAGAUGCUGACAAAAUCAUAGACCUGAUUGGUGUGAGUGGAAUAGGGAGAGGUGGUGGCAGAGGUAGAGCACCCAUUUCCCGCAUUGAGGGCUUCCUCCUCUGGCUGUCCUGUUUUAAAUUUCCGGCGGACGUACUGGAGGAAGUGAGGAUACUCAUGGGGGAGGAAGGUGGAGGCGUUGGGGGCAAGAGAGGACAGAAAGGUGGGCUCAGUUCACAGCUACGGGAAGGUAUGCAGGAGUACCACAUCACCACUCCAAGCGCUCUAGCUUACUGGUUCUCUGAAGGUAAGGCAGCUCCUAGAGGGCAGACCUCUUGGCUGCCAGAGUGCCUGUCGCGGGCUGCAGCCCAGGGACUAUUGGCUCCCUUGGUGGUAGAUGCUCUGGUGAUGCACAGGGUCCUGCUCUUUCCGCAGGUGGAGAACAGCAGGUUAGCCAGCAGCCAUUGUAGUGCCAGCGCCAUACGACAGGCUAUAUAUAGAAUAUUAUUGCAGAGAGGCCAGGAUUUCCCAGCACAGGAUAUGAGGGCACAAGAAAACAUCAGCCAGGGUAUGAGAGGUGGUAGAGGGCGAAGGGGGCGUGGAGGAGGAGGUGUGGGUCAGGUUAUUAUUUUACCCACACAGCAGACUGGUAAUUCAGGAUUUAGCAUUGAACAAGCAGGUGGUGCAGCUACAGUAUCGGCCCAGGGCUACAGUGCCCCCAUGUGUGUGGAGGAGUAUGACCGCAUGGAUCUGAACUUGAAGAAAAACAAUGUCGAGGCACAUCCGCUCAGAACUCACCUACUUCUCGGUACAAUGGACCAGGCUCCUGUGGAAGUUCGUCUCGGUGUCAUGUUAGAAGUCUUGGGAUCGAAGGAGUCUGCGCUGGCUCCUGUUCCUCUCCACUUGAGGCUGGCUGUAGCAGUGACAGCCUUCUGGUUUCGAGAGGCCAAACCACCACCCUCACAGCCCCAGCUCAAGGCUUUGUUGCUGGGCAUGGUUUACGGAGAGCUGUCCUGGACCACCCAGCCUGGAGCUACCCACUACCAACAUACCGACUGGGCUGCGGAGCACAAUGUGCGGGCAGGGCUGGAUUGUCAACGUGUGAAGCCAAGGGAGAGACGGGGCUUGGAUGUUGGAGGGGCUCACAGUUUCAGCCAAUGGCAAGCCUGCCUCUGGAGUGCACUGUGUCUCAAUCAGCUAUUGCUGCGGCCGCUGCCUGAACCCCACCUGUCAUUGUUGUACAGCGGUACCUUGGUGCAUGGCCUCCUCAAGUAUCUGAAAGGAGGCCGAGCUGCUGAAUCCCUCCUCGUCGGGGGUUCCAUGUCCGGACCACUCUACUCAUUCCUGCUGGACACUGUGAGGAAUUGCAGCUCUAAGACCCAUCCUUCCUCUUCGGCAGCAUGGAGGGGGAAGAGAGGCGGAAGCCGGGGAAGGAGAGGAAGAGGAAGAGGGGUAGGAGAAAGAGGAAGAGGGGGAAGAGGGCGGAGGGGGACUGAGGAGAUAAACAAUAGGUUUGCUCUCCUGAUGAGCGAGGAAGAGUCUGACUAUUGAUGACGAGGCAGAGAAAAAUAAAGUGUUUCGAUAUGAAGCAGUUGCGAGGGGCCAAUGAGGAAGGACAUUCCAGUGUUUUAUCAAACACACUCAGGGAAUGCUACGAAUAGUAACUUCACAAGUGAAGAACAAUACUUCUUAAUGUUGACAACUGAGCUUCUGCUCUGGUUGCACUAAUUUAAGCUUCAUCAAUACUAUUUACCUGUUUAUGAAAACUUCUCAGUUUUCCCGUGGUAAACUCUAGCCAUAUUUUAAUGCAUGUUUUCACCUGAUAUUUUUAUUUAGUUAAGUCAACACAAACUUUUAACAGUAAAUGUAGAGGUGUCUUAUUUUAUCAUCUCUGUUGUCCUGGAAGUUGUAUGGCAGCUUACAUUAUCUCAAUGAGCCACUUAUGAAAUCGUCUUAAAUCGCAGAUGCCUUCUUACUUUCGUAUAAUAAAAGAAAUAUGAAUC